CUAGUGGGUCACACAGUCCCUGGGCCAUCGCGUUGGGCCCUGACCCUGCCCUUCCCUCCGAUGCCCCCCGUGGGACUGGACAACGCAGGGAGGUCCACCAUCCUCUACCAGUUCCUGGUGAACGAGGCGGUCCACACCUUUCUGCGGGAGACUCACUUCCUCACGUGGGACGUGGGCGGCCAGGAGGCGCUGCGCUCCGCCUGGGACACGUACUUCUCCAGCUCCGAGUUCAUCAUCCUUGUGAUCGACAGCACGGACGGGGACUGGCUGCUGACCGCUCGGGAGGAGCUGGACAACAUGCUGGCCCAUGAGGCUCUGCGAGAUGCUUCUGUCCUGAUCUUUGCCAAUAAGCAGGACCUGAAGGAAUCCAUGACCACCGCGGAGAUCUCCCGCUUCCUCACCCUCAGCGCCGUCAAAGACCACCCGUGGCACCUACAGGGCUGCUGCGCCCUCACCGGGGAAGGGCUGCUUGCUGGGCUCCAGUGGGGCCACUGCCAACUGAUGUCCCAGUCGGACGCCAGCCAGGAACUUCAGGGUUUAGCACAGACUACUUGGGUGGAAAACCCAAGUGACUAUUUAUUACUUUUCUAUGAUUCUCUCUCUGGUGGGAGCAGGCACGGCGAUGGACAGGGAGAAGCCACUGCCCACCUCACUCCCCACAGAGGAGCUGGACUGGAUACCCUGGAUCGCUGCAGACAGGACACGCGCAGCUGCCCCUCGCUCCAGGGAAGCAGGCGUCCUUCCUGGAAACACCUGGAGAUGUUGGGUGGGUCAGGGGUGGAGCCUCCUCCCCUCAGUUCUGUAGGGAAAAUGGAGGGGCAGAGAAAGACAUCUUUCUUCCCCAGCACCCUACCACCUCCACCCUCCACCCUAAACCCCUCACCCCCGCCCCAGUUUUCUGGCCCCUCAGCCAUCUUUGGGCAAAGGAUGUUCUAGAAGGUAAAGGGGGUGGGCUCAGGGGAAGGAAGGCAGACCGAAAGCAGCUGGGAGGGGAGAGGGAGUGGGACUGGGAACAGUUCUUGGCUCUGCAGGGAGUUCACUCCUCUCACCUUCCCAUUCCCUGAGGUGCUGGCUCUGGCUCCGACCACAGCUUUUGCGCUUUAAGCCACACCAACUAUCGAUAUCCCCUUGACUCCCAGCGUCCUUCCAAUGUAAACCCCACUCCUGCCCAGGAUUCCAGAACACCUGUGCGUCUUGUUUGUCCUUUUGUGUUGAUUUUGUUUUGCAUUGUAUUAGAGUUUUAAAAUUUUUAAAUAAAGGUGUAAUAAAUGGCAUUGAAAAGUA
Molecule: messenger RNA, 1284 nt
Organism: Pipistrellus kuhlii (Kuhl's pipistrelle)
Lineage: Eukaryota; Metazoa; Chordata; Mammalia; Chiroptera; Vespertilionidae
Gene: ARL5C
Product: ADP ribosylation factor like GTPase 5C
Biological process (GO): intracellular protein transport; vesicle-mediated transport; protein localization to Golgi membrane
Cellular component (GO): trans-Golgi network; cytoplasm
Molecular function (GO): GTPase activity; GTP binding
Source: RefSeq, a predicted model, not a curated record